This is a messenger RNA of Xiphias gladius (swordfish), 3996 nucleotides long. RefSeq names its product cyclin-dependent kinase 5 (gene cdk5). Bases 206 to 1084 code for a protein of 292 amino acids. The record is from RefSeq and is a predicted model, not a curated record. Gene Ontology annotation, molecular function: ATP binding; cyclin-dependent protein serine/threonine kinase activity. NCBI's taxonomy places the organism in Eukaryota, Metazoa, Chordata, Actinopteri, Istiophoriformes, Xiphiidae. The transcript has 12 exons. Gene Ontology annotation, biological process: protein phosphorylation; neuron apoptotic process; synaptic vesicle transport. Gene Ontology annotation, cellular component: nucleus; cytoplasm.
GGUGAGGGGAUAUCAAGAGUGUUGCAGUUCAUCUUCUGGUCUCUAGAUGAGCAACAACACAAGCCUGGCUGCACACCGAGCAGGAUCAGCAAGUGCAGAUAGCUUCAAACUAACGCUAGCUAUCACAACAUCAUUAACCCCAGUCUGAGGCUGUAAUCAGUCAUCAGUUUGGUAGCUGGUUCGAGGCUGGCUCCACUGGUCAAACAUGCAGAAAUAUGAAAAGCUUGAAAAAAUCGGAGAGGGCACUUACGGCACAGUUUUCAAGGCUAAAAACAGAGAAACCCACGAAAUUGUGGCGUUGAAAAGGGUGAGGCUCGACGACGACGAUGAGGGGGUGCCCAGCUCUGCUCUGAGAGAAAUCUGUCUUCUGAAGGAACUAAAGCAUAAAAACAUUGUCAGACUACAUGAUGUUUUGCACAGUGACAAGAAGUUAACCUUGGUUUUUGAAUAUUGUGAUCAGGAUUUGAAGAAGUAUUUUGACAGCUGCAAUGGGGAUCUAGACCCCGAAACUGUGAAGUCAUUCAUGUACCAGCUGUUGAAAGGCCUUGCCUUCUGUCACAGUCGAAACGUUCUACAUAGAGAUCUGAAGCCGCAGAAUCUCCUCAUCAACAGAAACGGAGAGCUGAAGCUGGCUGACUUUGGGUUGGCUCGAGCCUUUGGCAUUCCUGUGAGGUGUUACUCAGCAGAGGUGGUGACCUUGUGGUACCGGCCUCCAGAUGUGCUGUUUGGUGCUAAACUUUAUUCUACCUCAAUUGACAUGUGGUCCGCUGGAUGCAUAUUUGCAGAGCUGGCUAAUGCUGGAAGGCCUUUAUUCCCUGGGAAUGAUGUGGACGACCAGCUGAAAAGAAUCUUCAGAUUGUUGGGUACGCCAACUGAAGAACAGUGGCAGACAAUGACCAAACUCCCCGACUACAAGCCAUAUCCCAUGUAUCCAGCCACCACUUCCCUGGUGAAUGUGGUCCCCAAACUAAGUAGCACAGGACGGGAUCUACUCCAGAACCUGUUGAAAUGCAAUCCUGUCCAGAGGAUCUCUGCAGAGGAGGCCUUGCAACACCCUUACUUUGCUGAUUUCUGCCCACCCUAAAUGCUAAAUUGCCUCUCGGUGAACCUCAGCCGCCAGAACCAAUCAUCCUUCACUCUGUUGGUUUCAUUAGGACCAGUCCCAACAAGGCAGAUCCCUCUCCGGUUUUCAAAGACUCCCCUGCAAAUCAUUCUGUUGUGCCUCUAUGUGGAACAAAGUCCUAUUGGAUCUGCAAGGUUUUAGGUUGUUUUAAGUUGCGAGCUAGUUUAAUUUGGUACAUAUACACCUCGUGGCUAAUUAGCACUAACGUGGGAGGGUGCACUAUGUGUUGAAUUGAAUACAUUUUAUACCUGCAGAAAUGGUUCUUCACAGGAGGCCUCUCUCAUCCAAGAGAACCAAUUUAACAUGUGCUGGCUAUUUCUGACUUUUAAAUAGUUGACCAUGAAUGAACAAAAGCCCUUUGAAUCUGUGGUGAUCUGAAUCUAAAAUUCAAAGUGUUAGCACACACUGCGACAGGUACCCAAACAGCCUUUCUAACCUAAUGGUUUUUGUUCCUGUUGGAAUGGGUUUUGCAAAGCAGUUUUGCCAACGGGCUUCCAUUAAGAGAAGUCUUAACAUGGGGGGGGGGGACUGUAGCCCGAUCAGUAAUGGAGUUUUGAGGCUAAUACCAUUAAUGAUAUUUUAAGAGUUAAAAAAUCUGAUAACAAUAUAUCUGCUAAUAUUCGUUUUCUAUAAAUAAUAAAAUAAUAAACAUUUAUUUAUUGACAAAGAUACAUGUGUACUGACUGGGGUAUUUUACAGUUGAAAAAUAAUCUUGUAAGUGAACACAGCUGGACGGACUGUAAUUGAGACACUUUCUAAAUGAUCUAAAACAUACCUUUGGCAUUUUGGGACUGAAGCCUGUAGUUACUUUAUUGGCUGCGAUAUAUGCUGGUACUGAUAAAUUGGUGAUAAGUUAGUAUCUGUGGAUAUUUUGGCUGCAGUGGAGACCACAGAUUCCUGGGGCAGCUACAAAGUCACUAUUUAAAAAUAAGUUAAACUAAUGUGCCAGUUUUAGAAUCACAAGAGACAGAUUUUUUUUUUUUUUUUAUUAAAAAGGAUUAAGUCAAUGUUACCCUCUUUUUAGGCUUGUGUGUUGUUUGUAUACCGCUGUAUUUAAUAGGUUGGUUUAAUUUGGUUGGUUUAUUAUUUCCUUAGAGGUUUCCCGGUUAGAACUAUGUCAUUUGGCAUUAAUGACAGGAGAAACACUGAAGGAAUUUCUUUGAAAUAACUCAUUCAUUUAUUAGCAGAAACUUUUCCCCCUCAUUUUCAAAAUCAUGUUUUUUUUCUUCACACGGAAUUCACAUUAUAGCUCUUUAGGGUACACAAGCUGUUAAUCAGAAUUGAUUGAUUUUAACCGUACUAAAUGAACACUGUCUCCAUUGGAUUUUCCUUAUAAUUAGAACGUACAAUUAGGACCAAGUUACAUACCCUUUUCCUGGAAACAUCCUUGGAAAUAUAGAAAUGUGUUACUGUUAUUUAAUUUUUUAAAAUAAACUUUAGAGCAGAACAGACCACACACUUCCAUUUCAACAGUACAACUUUUUGUCCCACUAUUACAAGAUUGUAAAAUAGCAUGUGAAGCUAAUUUAUAGUUUUCUUUUUUCUCAGGCUUUUUAUUUCCCUUUUUGUAUUUCUCUUUUGUGCACUUUGUAACUGACAAUUUUAUUUUAAAUCGUUUAGUUAUCAAUAUUAUUAAAUAUGUUGAACACUGACAGCCAGGAUUAUAGCCGGUUAUCAAUAAAUGGGCAUAUAUAAUAUAUAUUAUAUGAUAUAUAUAUAAUAUAUAAUAUAUAUAUUGAGACUAGUGGACCAUUUGUGACACAUUGCUAUUUUUUCACAUCGUUUUUAUCCUUACUAUAAUGCUUUGUUUUUCUGAAACACCUUUGUAAAAGUUAAGUUAGAGAGAUGAAAAAAUGCAGAUCAUUUACUGAUAAUCUGUAUUUUAAUAUAAUGAUUGUUUUGCACCAUUAUCUGUUUCCAUUUUGGUUACUUAUUGUGUUAACAUGGUUAACAGCUUGCAGUGUUAUUUUACUUCAGAUUAUUACAGUGCUAAUUAUCCCAUAAAAGCCUCCAUAAUGAGUUGUUUGAAGUAGCUGUCUCAGUAGGGAAAGGAUUUAUUUUCACUUUUCUGAUGUAAGACAAGAUAAUGGAUGCAUGUAUUUAUUGAUGAUGGAAUGUCUGCCUUUUUUUUUUUUCUUUUUUUUUUUUUGCAUUUGUUUAAAUGUAGCAAAACUUCAUUGGGUACAGAAACUCCUUUUGAAUGACUUAAAUAAUACUCAGAUCCAUAGUAUUUAGCAGGCUCUCUUUACAAUUAAAAAUGUUGAAGGUUGUUAUAAAGAAAAAACACAAGCAUUUGCUCUCAAUAUUUCAUUAUCUUGUGAUGACAGGACAUUUCAAACUGCUGUAGAGUUACUUUAUAAAGCCUAACUUUUAAUUUUAAAUGAAGAAUGGAUUUUGCACUUUGCUAGUAUCUUUGCUUUUGUUGGUAGAACUUGGGAUGAAUAUUGUCACUUAUUCUUUUUGUGUAUAUUUCAGCCAGUAAGACUCGGUAUUCAGUAAAGUCGACAUAAAUACAUGUUUGCUUUUGAGAUUGGAAGUUCAUUCUUGCCCUUGGAAACUGUAGCUGACAAAGUAAUCUCACCACAGGGUCCAUUUAGUAGCUGCUCUGGAGCUUUCAGUCAAAUCCGUGACAAGUGGGCAAACUCUGUCUGCUGAGGAAGAUUGAGAUAUGAUCAAAAGCUCCAGAACAGCUACUAAAUGAAACAUGUUGUAAGAUUGUUUAGUUAACACUUGCUUUUCGUUCACAAUAUUUUACACAGCUUGCAUAUCAGUAGUCAUCUAAACAACUUCAGCACUUCAGGAGCAGGUCUUUGUUAGGUCUACUUUUGAGUGGUGAUGAUGUUUUAAAUAGUGAAAAAAGUUUGGCGUUAAAU